This is a messenger RNA of Plasmopara halstedii, 153 nucleotides long. RefSeq lists its product as uncharacterized. The transcript has 2 exons. NCBI's taxonomy places the organism in Eukaryota, Oomycota, Peronosporomycetes, Peronosporales, Peronosporaceae. The coding region runs from base 1 to 153 and encodes 50 amino acids. The record is from RefSeq and is a predicted model, not a curated record.
AUGAGCAAUUGUGAAUCGCUAAUAGAAAAUGCAAUUCUCACGAUGGUCCAUCCAUACCACGACGUAGCCGUACUGCUGGGACAUAAAAUGCUUUGGAAGCUGCCGGCGAUACCCCGGGUCCGUCUAAUGCAAGAGCAAGGUUUCAUUGUCUAA